GUGGCAUUUACUGGGAAACUGUACUUUGCUGGAAUUCAGAGAUUGCACAAUUUGAGUAUAUCAGUUACAUUUAUUACUUUGAAAAAACUCAAGUACAGUUGUGGUUUUUUUCUUCUUGACGGGUGGUGGACAAUCAAGAAAUGGUUAAUGCAUGGUUUGCUGAGAGAAUUCAUACCAUCCCAGUCUGCAAGGAGGGAACCAAGUCCCAGAGUGAAUCCUGUGCUUGUCACCAGCCUGCCUGUGCUGAGACCACCAACUCUGGGACGCCAGCGAGGAAAAUCUCUGCUUCUGAAUUUGACAGACCCUUAAGGCCUAUUUUUGUCAAAGACUCAGUAGGAGCAGUGAGCUUCCUCUCCGACUCCGAAAAGAAGGAACAGAUGCCUCUGCAAUCUCCAAGAAUUGAGACCAGUGCAGGGGAUCAAUGCUCAAGACUAUUAGAACUUGUGAAAGAUAUUUCUAGUCACUUAGAUGUCACAGCACUUUGCCAUAAAAUUUUCCUACAUAUCCAUGAGCUUAUAGCAGCUGAUCGCUAUUCCCUGUUUUUGGUCUGUGAGGAUAGCUCUAAUGAGAAGUUUCUUGUGAGCAGGCUGUUUGAUGUGGCAGAAGGCUCCACCCUGGAAGAAGCUUCCAACAACUGCAUUCGCCUGGAGUGGAACAAGGGCAUUGUGGGCCAUGUAGCAGCUGUAGGCCAGCCUCUGAACAUCAAGAAUGCCUAUGAGGAUCCAAGAUUCAACGCAGAAGUUGACCAGAUCACAGGGUAUAAGACUCAGAGUAUUCUCUGUAUGCCAAUAAAGAAUCAUAGGGAAGAGGUUGUUGGUGUGGCUCAAGCAAUCAAUAAGAAAUCUGGAAUUGGCGGCACUUUCACUGAACAAGAUGAAAAGGAUUUUGCAGCAUAUUUGACAUUUUGUGGAAUUGUUCUUCACAACGCUCAGUUGUAUGAGACAUCUUUGCUUGAAAACAGGCGUAAUCAGGUGCUUCUUGAUCUUGCCAGCCUGAUUUUUGAAGAGCAGCAGUCUUUGGAAGUAAUUCUGAAGAAGAUAGCUGCCACAAUAAUAUCCUUCAUGCAAGUGCAGAGGUGCACCAUCUUCAUAGUGGAUGAAGAUUAUACUGAUUCAUUUGCUAGUGUGUUUCACAUGGAAUCUGAGGAAUUAGAAGAUUCAGCUGAAAACGUGAAGAGGUAAAACAAUGAAUUCAAACUUUUGUUCAUCCCAGGAGAAUGCUGA
Messenger RNA from Mesitornis unicolor (brown roatelo), 1223 nucleotides. RefSeq names its product cGMP-specific 3',5'-cyclic phosphodiesterase-like. Gene Ontology annotation, molecular function: protein binding; 3',5'-cyclic-GMP phosphodiesterase activity. The record is from RefSeq and is a predicted model, not a curated record. The transcript is spliced from 7 exons. Lineage: Eukaryota; Metazoa; Chordata; Aves; Mesitornithiformes; Mesitornithidae.